AUGAACCCAGAUUUUGUCCGACCUGAUCGCGAAGAAGUUCGAGAAAAACUUCGGGGACAAAAAUCACUGCUUUCGAGAAAGAAAAGCCUGGGGAGAACGUUAUCGGGUAGAAAUGAUGGUGAUGAUUGGACUCUGCAGUUGCCUAGCCAUUCUCGAAAACUUCUAAAUGAGCUGAACGCUUUGGAAAAUGAUGUGCAGACUCUGACAGACUCCGCCUACGAUGCCGUUGCUGAUUUUUCUCUGAAAAGUCUUAUUGCUGAUCGUACACUGGCUAGAAAAAGCACAUCUAGCCAAACUCGAAUUCCUGCCAAACAAGAUCUUGCCCCAGGCCUUCUCUCCAUCCAAAGAGUGGUGGCAACAACUGACUUUAUAGAUGGGCUUGUUUCCAUUGUUGAUAAGGAUAUGUCGCGUAAAACUACUGUGGAAGAUAAGUGUUCCCUAAUCAGUUCUACAUUUCUUACUCUGAAUUUACUCGACGAUGCUGCUCGUGCAAUCGCUAAGGAUUCUUCAUUUUAUGCGGAUGAGCUUACCAAAGCUUUUGAACAUUACCAAAUUGAAAAAAGCGCCUUGUCACGAUUUGUAUUCAUAUGCGAACGUCUGAAGAAACUUUCCCCUACACCCAUGGAAUAUUCUCUUGUUCGAGCGCUGGCUGUUUCCACACCAGAUCGUGAAGUGCUUUCGAACGGCUUUAGCGAGCAUCUGAGCGAUUUGCAUGAAUCCCUUCAAGAGCUGCUAUUUCGA
Cylicostephanus goldi is the source of this 741-nucleotide messenger RNA. NCBI's taxonomy places the organism in Eukaryota, Metazoa, Nematoda, Chromadorea, Rhabditida, Strongylidae. The record is from the annotation of a GenBank genome assembly.